Molecule: messenger RNA, 1616 nt
Organism: Lotus japonicus
Lineage: Eukaryota; Viridiplantae; Streptophyta; Magnoliopsida; Fabales; Fabaceae
Product: protein RMD5 homolog
Exons: 2
Coding region: 285-1445 (386 amino acids)
Biological process (GO): proteasome-mediated ubiquitin-dependent protein catabolic process
Cellular component (GO): cytoplasm; GID complex; nucleus
Molecular function (GO): ubiquitin protein ligase activity
Source: RefSeq, a predicted model, not a curated record
UGCCCUCCGUUUGUGCUCUUCCACAAUCUUGUAUUGUAUAUUUCUUUCGUUUUUGUUCCUCAUUUUCUUUUAACAGAAAAAAAUUAUUGCAUAUCAAUCAUCUUAGGUACAGAGGAAGUUACAGGAUGAAGGACACGUAAGCCUUCGUUGUUACCACUUCCCAUCCCGCACACGCAUUGCAUAACCAUUUCUCUCUCUCUCUCUCUCUUCCUCCCUAUCUCAACAACAUAGAUCUGUCCCCUCCAUUUCAAGUGUACAAACUAUACAUACAGUUAAUACUCAACAUGGAGCUUAGUACUAUUAAAGAUGCUUUUGACCGUGUUACUAAGAAGCAAAAGUCAUCUAGCUCCAAGACUCAAGAAGUGAUUGAUCAGAUCAGACAGGAAAUUGAGAAUGUUUUAGAUACGAUGCAGUCAGUCAAUAACACCGACCAUGUGCUUGAUCAUAAAACUGUCCUGAAUGAGCUCAAGGCUAGUUUACUUCAAACCGCUCCACUUAGCCAAAUGGAAGGUACACAGAAGGAGCUAAAUGUAGCACUCAGCAAGUAUGGGAAGCUUCUUGAGAAAAAUUUCAACACUGAUAUAUCCAAGGCUUACAGAAAUAUUGACAUUGAUGUACAUACUUUGAACCAAAUAAUUGCCAACCAUUUUUAUCGGCAGGGCCUUUUUGAAAUAGGGGACCAUUUUCUAAGUGUGGUUGGAGAGCCCGAAUCUGCUGCUGUUAUGAAAUCCCCAUUCCUGGAAAUGUAUCAAAUACUCGAAGCCAUGAAGAAUCAGGACCUGGAGCCAGCCCUCAAGUGGGCUACCAGUAAUUCUGACAAACUUGCUCAAAGUGGAUCUGACAUUGUGCUGAAGCUUCACUCAAUGCAAUUUGUAAAAAUACUUCAAAAUGGAAGUAGAGACGAAGCCCUUCAUUAUGCUAGAACUUACCUUUCUCCUUUUGCUUCCAGUCACAUCGCUGAUAUCCAGAAGCUUAUGGGAAGUCUUCUGUGGACUGGAAAGCUUGAUAGCUCUCCUUACCAUGCAUUAUUAUCCCCAUCAAACUGGGAUAGGUUGGCUGAGGAACUUAAAAGGCAAUUCUGCAAUCUUUUGGGACAGUCAUACAACAGUCCAUUGAGUGUGACUAUAUCAGCAGGGGUCCAAGCUUUGCCACCUCUUCUCAAAUUUAUGAAUGUCAUGGUAGGGAAGAAGCAGGAAUGGCAGACUAUGAACCAGUUACCGGUGCCUGUUGAGCUGGACAGCGAACUCCAGUUCCAUUCCAUUUUUGUUUGUCCUGUCUCAAAGGAACAAGCUACUGAGGAUAACCCUCCUAUGUUAAUGUCCUGUGGCCAUGUCCUCUGUAAACAGUCUAUCUCGAAGAUGUCCAAGAACGGCUCGAAAUUAUUCAAGUGCCCAUAUUGUCCCUUUGAUGUUGAUGCAGCACUUUGCAAGCAACUAUAUUUCUGAUGUUUAUGGGUUUGUAUGAAACACUCUGUAAACUGAAUCUUCUGUUAGCAUAGGUGUACCUGUGUAUGGUGGUUGCUAAAGCCCAUGCCUAGUUGUGAUGUCUGUAUGUUUUAUAAAUUUGUAAAUAGAUAUUCUUCUUAAUGUUGAUAUGGCCCGCAAGUUCUUCAUUGA